Nezara viridula (southern green stink bug) is the source of this 1705-nucleotide messenger RNA. Lineage: Eukaryota; Metazoa; Arthropoda; Insecta; Hemiptera; Pentatomidae. The record is from the annotation of a GenBank genome assembly.
CUUUAAAACCCAAGAUUUGUUAUGAUUUACAUUCAAGCAAAGUAAUUUCUGGAGUAUCAGCAAAAUUAUUUUUGAAGUUUUUUUGAGUAAUAUGGCGCUUAGCGAAAAUGUAGUCCCAUUUAAAUAUAAAGACGAGAUAGUGAAUCAUAUUCCAAAAGUUUUCAUUGAAUCAGAGGAUGGUUCAGAAGACUACUCGUGGUUUCUGAAUGCACCAAGUUUUUCGACAUUCAGAGUCAAUGUCGAGAAAUACAAAGUUCAAGAUUUAGUCAAUGUUAUUGAAAAACAACUGCUAGAAGAAGCUGAAACAAAAAAUAAAUGUCCCCCUAAAGUUUUUAUUCACAAAAUUAUAAAUGACUGUAUUGUGGUAAGUAGAUGGAAUCACAAUGGAUUAGAAAAAUUGUGGGAAUACGAUGUUAUUGUCGAUGUAGCUUGUGCUAAUGCUGUGUUAAGAGGUGCAGAUAUUUUCGCACCUGGGAUAUUGUCAAUGUCUUCAAAUGCUAUGAUAGGAGAUAAAGUAAAUGUUUAUGCUGAUAUUGAAAAAAAUUGUAGACGUGGUUACAAUAAAAAAUUUACUGGUAAAUCCUUGUUAAUUAGCACUGGAAAAGUUAAAAUCACUAGAGAUCAACUGUUUAAAAACAAUGCAACUGUGAGAGGUGUAGGCGUAGAAGUUGAUUGGAAUUUAUCUGGUAUCCCCAAAAUAAAAUUGCCUGAUGAUGCAGGAUUACUUCAAAACUUUCCAUCUAUCGUUUGUGGUCAUAUGUUUAAAAACAUUACUGGAAAUGUUCUUGACAUGUGUGCAGCUCCAGGAAAUAAAACCACACACAUAGCCUCAAUUUUAGGAGAUAAGGGAGAGGUCACUGCACUUGAUAAAACGAAAGAAAGAGUGGCAAAAAUUGGAAGACUUUGUGAAAGUUUGGGUGUUACAAAUGUGAAGUACUAUUUAUAUGAUGCAACAAAAUGUAUUUCCGAAAACGCCAAUCAUAUAGGUCCACCUUUCAUGACAGAAUCAUUUCAAGCUGUCCUCUUGGACCCACCAUGUUCUGCGCUUGGACAGCGUCCCUCUCUUAUGAAUAACAUUUCUCCUUCUCAACUCAAGUCUUAUGUGUUUUUACAACGCCAACUAUUACGAAGUGCAAUUAAAGCUUUGAGCAAAGGAGGAUUACUGGUAUACAGUACAUGCACAAUCACUUUAGAAGAAAAUGAAGAGAUGGUAUCAUGGGCGCUUAAGCAAUUCCCAGAAAUCUCUUUGAAGAGUGUUGAACCUUCUUUAGGAUAUCCUGGCUUGCAAAACAGUUCACUGAGUGAAAAGGAAAGAGAGUUGGUAUCCAGAUUUGGCCUCCCUAGGGGAAGCUCUGUUGAUGAAGACACAAUAGGAUUCUUUAUAGCGUGUUUUAAUAAAAAUAUAUAAUGAAUAAAUUUGUAUGUUUUUAUUCCUAGUAUAGAAUUAUCCUUUUUAAAAUCAUUUCUUCUUUGUCGAUUUGACUUGAGAUGCAGGACAUAUUGCUUUGUUCCGACAAUUUGAACAAUCAGGCUUUACAGGCUUACAAAUUGUCUGCCCGAACCCUACCAAGAGAUGAUUCACUUCCUUCCAUAGGUCCUUCGGUAACCAGCUUUCUAGUGCUAUUCUAGUAGCUUCGGGAGUUUUAGUAAGUUUCUGUACCCAACCAAGGCGAUUACUUAUUCUAUGAACAUGAGUGUCGACACC